UUGACUCCUGCGUGUCUUUGGUAUAUCCUGCCCUUGAGCGGAAGUGUAUAGGAUUCUGCUUUUCUGCUGAAUCUAAAUCAGUCGUUUAUAAAGGAGACGGGGCGAACACCGUCUGCAUUUCUUCCCACACCAUCACCAUCAGCUUGGCUCCAUCAGCGUCGCUGUGCACCAUUUACUGUAGCUACAUAUCAGCACGGGACAUGCGCUAUCAGGUCUGCGCAAUCGACGUAAACGCCUGCCUGGACACAGGAGAGGAUUAAGUUACUGCUGCUGGCGGCGGAUUAUUUUAUUGGCCUCCUCCUGUCACGCCCGAUUCUUUGGUGAUCCUUUUUUCCAAUUAGGAGAGGUCGAAAGCCAGAGACAUGUCUUUCCGUCGAGGUGUGGUCAGGCAGAGCAAGUUCCGCCAUGUCUUCGCCCAGGCGUGGAAAGCGGAGCACUGCAUCGAUGACGUCCGAGUGUCCCGCGUGACUUGGGACACUUCCCUCUGUGCGGUCAACCCCAAAUUCAUCGCUGUUAUCAUCGAAGCCGGCGGAGGAGGGUCCUUUCUCGUUGUUCCAAUCAGCAAGAGCGGCAGAAUUGAUCAGUCCUCUCCCACAGUGUGCGGCCAUGCAGCACCGGUGCUGGACAUCCAGUGGUCCCCUCAUGACGACAACAUUAUUGCAAGUGCCUCAGAGGACUGCACAGUCAAGGUUUGGCAGAUCCCAGACGGGGGCCUGACGAGCCCGAUGACUGAGGCCAUUGUGACCCUUGAAGGACACAGUAAAAGAGUGGGAAUCCUGGCUUGGCACCCAACUGCCUUCAAUAUCCUCUUGACUGCAGGCUGCGAUAAUGUGAUUUGUGUGUGGAACGUGGGCACAGGGGAGCUUGUGUACCAGCUGAGUGAUUCCCACCCAGAUAUGAUCUACAGUGUCGGCUGGAACAAGGACGGCAGUGCCGUCUGUACCGUCUGCAAGGACAAGGCUCUGCGUGUCAUCGACCCGCGACGGGGCACCGUCCUCAAGAUGAAAGAGAAGGUCCACGAUGGCACCAGGCCAAUGAGAGCUGUGUUCCUCUCAGAUGGGAAGAUCCUGACCACAGGCUUCAGCCGUAUGAGUGAGAGACAGAUGGCAUUGUGGGAUCCAAAGGAUCUUUCUGAGCCAAUGGCAGUGCAGGAGAUGGAUACAAGUAAUGGGGUUCUUUUACCCUUUUAUGACCCUGACACGAACAUGGUCUACCUGUGUGGAAAGGGGGACUGCACCAUCCGUUAUUUUGAAGUGACGGAUGAAUCCCCGUAUGUUCACUUCCUCAGCUUAUACAGCAGCAAGGAGCCUCAGAGAGGUGCAGGCUUUCUUAGUAAAAGAGGUGUCGAUGUCAACAAGUGUGAAAUUGCCAGGUUCUACAAACUGCAUGAAAGAAAAGUGGAACCCAUUUCUAUGACUGUACCACGAAAGUCAGAUCUGUUUCAGGGAGACCUUUACCCGGACACAGCUGGCUCAGAGCCGGCUCUCCUGGCUGAUGAAUGGAUCGCUGGGCAGGAUGCGCCGCCCCUGUUGGUCUCUCUGAGUGGUGGGUAUGCAGCUCCUCCAUCCAAGCACAGAGACAUCCUCAGAAGCAAACCCAAGCUCGUCUUGCAGGACUCUGGGACCGCCCCGCCUUCUGCAGGCAAUGCAGCAGCUCCCACAUCUACAUCUUGCUCUGCCGCCAAGGAGACCGAAGAAGAGGUGCCACAGUCACGAGUAGCCACAAGGGAGACGGAUGGAAACACUGAGAGGCCAAAGAGAGAGGACGAUUUGUUGAAUGAGCUGUUAGCAGAAAUGAAGGCCUUGCGUGCUGUUGUCCUCGCUCAGAGCCAGAGAAUCGAGUUGCUAGAGAGGCAGCUGGCUCGGAUUGAGGAUGGGGAUGUAUGAGCGAGACGGAGAACCACUACAUUCGGACAGCGUUCUUACUAAAUCCAUAGACCAUAGCCUUACUAGAAUCAACAGUAACUUGAGCUGUGGGCUGUAACUUGAGUGGAAGAAUGUAGUGUAGGGUAGCGACUAGCUGUAAAUCACAGUGGCUUACGACCAGGUCAACUAUUGUGAUGGAAACGAGACCACAAUUUGUUUCUGUGCUUGUUUUCCAGACUGGAUGAGAAUGGGGUGUCAUCUGCAUAGAGAGAUUUCUGAUCGUGAGAUAUGUUUUGUUUUUCAUAUGAAGGAGUAUUGUAGCAGCUAUUUGGUGGCAAGUAUAGUGCAGCUUUGAGCUUUGCAUAAUCCCCACACUAAUUUUGAAGGGCUUUGAAGGUGUUGCAUUGCCUCAAGUUAAUGCACAAAGUAGUGAAAAGAAGCAUUAUAUUAAAGUUAAUGGAGGUUACUAUAGCAAAGUGAUUUAAGUACCUCCAAUAUGAUUUUCUUUCUCUAAAGCACUCACAAAUGUAACCGUUAGGGCUAUUUAAUCCAGGUAGUUAAAGCUGCUGAACUGUGAUGUCAUAACAGACCCCCAAUUGUUAGUUCAUUGUGUGACUUGUGCUUGUUUUACGCCAUGUGUAAGUUUAACGGUAGGAAAAUAUUUUGGUACACAAAUCAUGACCUUGACAGUGAGAAUUAUGUGACUGAUAGCUGAUGAGAGUGUAGUUGAAUAUGUAUGUGUAUCGUAAUUCUGUGUAGUCUUUGAAGUCUUUGAAGUCAAUGAAAAGGUAACACUUGUGAUUUUGUACCUCACGCUAUCGGGAGAGAGCUGCAGCUUUGCAAACAUUUCUGUUAUAUCACAAGGCAAGAUAUUUGUCCACGUUAUUGAUUUAAAUACGCAGAAAUCAUGCCUUUUUCCUUUUGGCUGCAGUAUCUUGUGCCCCCCCCCAAAAAAAAAAAAACAUGAUCUCGAGUGUAGUCGUCACUUCUAAGCAUCUUUUCAGAGCCGUAA
This is a messenger RNA of Cottoperca gobio, 2877 nucleotides long. It is a transcript of the gene coro1b, whose product is annotated as coronin, actin binding protein, 1B. Bases 363 to 1886 code for a protein of 507 amino acids. Gene Ontology annotation, biological process: cell migration; actin filament organization. The transcript is spliced from 12 exons. NCBI's taxonomy places the organism in Eukaryota, Metazoa, Chordata, Actinopteri, Perciformes, Bovichtidae. Gene Ontology annotation, molecular function: actin filament binding. The record is from RefSeq and is a predicted model, not a curated record.